Helianthus annuus (common sunflower) is the source of this 2135-nucleotide messenger RNA. RefSeq names its product pentatricopeptide repeat-containing protein At1g80270, mitochondrial. Gene Ontology annotation, molecular function: protein binding. The record is from RefSeq and is a predicted model, not a curated record. The coding region runs from base 105 to 1928 and encodes 607 amino acids. Lineage: Eukaryota; Viridiplantae; Streptophyta; Magnoliopsida; Asterales; Asteraceae. The transcript has 4 exons. Gene Ontology annotation, cellular component: mitochondrion.
AUUUCUAUAUCUUUUUAGGGUUUAACACUUGAAUUGGGGUUUAAUUCAAUUGGGUACCCCCUUUCUCUCCUCACCAUUUCUCACUCAUCACUCAAAACUUAAUCAUGUGGGCGAUUCGAAGAACCUCCUCAAUUGCUCUCAGGUCACGAACGUUUUCAGCAGUUACCUUUCGUGCUUCUUACACCGAACACAAAAUAUCAACUUCUGGUCACGUGGAUGGAACUCAAAUCCCCGAGCCUUCACGUGGGACCCGUUUAUUAAAUGGAUAUUUUUCAUAUCCACAUUCCCAACCCACUUUAAAUUAUCACUAUUCUUCGCUGGCGGGCACAAAAUCCAAUGGAGAAGAAGAUGAUGACUUGGUGGAUGGGUUUUCCGAGCUGGAAGAUUCUACGACAGAUGAAGUUCAAGAAAAGAAUGUUGAAGACGAAAGUGAUGAUGGUAUUGUUUCAGAACCCGAGCUUUCUGAAGAUGAGGAGAAUGGUAUUAAUGUACCUGAAAAAACCCGUAAGCCGAAACGGGCUUCUUCGGUGUUGUUUAAGGUUAUAAUGGAUUCACCGGCGGGUCCCGUUCAAAAGGCACUUGAUAAGUGGCUUGAAAAAGGUGAAACUAUAAGCAGAUCGGAUGUAUCUGUAGCUAUGCUUGAACUCAGGAGGCGUAGAAUGUUUGACAAAGCUUUGCAGAUGUUAGAGUGGCUGGAGUCCCGAAAACAAUUGGAAUUUACGGAAAAAGAUUAUUCUUCUCGUGUUGAUUUGAUUGCAAAAACACGUGGUCUUAACGCUGCAGAAAUUUACAUUGAAAAGAUUCCCGAGUUAUAUAAAACCGAGAUGGUGUACCGAACUCUUUUAGCUAAUUGUGUUCAAUCCGUUAAUGCAACAAAAGCUGAAAAAGUUUUCAACAAAAUGAAGGAAUUGAAAUUCCCGAUAUCAGCCUUUGCUUGCAACCAGUUACUUCUUUUAUACCGGAAAACCAGUAGGAAAAAGAUACCCGAGGUGCUGGUAUUGAUGGAAAAAGAAAACGUGAAACCGACACUUGUUACUUAUAGAGUGUUGAUUGACAUUAAAGGUCAGAGUAAUGACAUAAAUGGGAUGGAGCAAAUUGUUGAGGCGAUGAAGGCUGAAGAAGCGGAACCCGAUAUCAAGAUAAAGGCGGUUUUAGCUAGGAACUAUAUAUUUGCAGGUCUCCAAGAAAAAGCAAAAGUGAUUCUACAAGAUAUCGAAGGAGAUGACCUUAAAGAAAAACGUUGGGCUUGUUCGGUAUUACUUCCACUUUAUGCGGCACUUGGAAGUGUUGCUGAUGUCAGCCGAGUGUGGGAUGUAUGCAAGUCAAACCCACAAUUUGACGAGUGCAUGCAAGCUAUUGAUGCGUAUGGAAAACUAAAGAAAGUAGAAGAAGCCGAAGCGGUGUUUGAUCAAAUGGUGAAAAAAUUCAAACGAUCUUCAUCUAAACUUUAUGCAACAAUGUUAAAAGUUUAUGCAAAUAACAAAAUGUUGUCGAAAGGAAAGAAUCUGGUGAAACAAAUGGCGGAAAGUGGUUGUCAAAUCGGACCGUUGACUUGGGACUCUUUGGUCAAACUGUAUAUCGAAGCUGGCGAGAUUGAAAAAGCUGAUUCGAUUUUGCGCAGGGCUUCAGAGCAAAACCGUAUGAAACCCUUUUUUGAGACUUAUUUGUUGAUUAUGGAUCAGUAUGCAAAAAGAGGAGACAUACAUAAUGCUGAAAAGAUUUUUCAUAGGAUGAGACAAGACGGUUAUGUGUCGAGGAUGAAACAGUAUCAUAGUCUUUUACGAGCAUACAUAAAUGCGAAAAGUCCUGCUUAUGGGUUCAGAGAACGGUUGAAAGCUGAUAAUAUUUUCCCAAACAAAGCGUUGGCGGAACAGUUGGCUCAAGUUGAUGCUUUCAAGAGGACGGCAGUUUCUGAUUUGUUGGAUUGAGUAAGAUUAGCAGAUGUUAAGGUUGUUUUAGUCAACAGUUGGUAAUGGGUCUUUUUGUUGACUUCGUAAUGAAAAAAGAGGUUUAUUGAUAGAUUUAGUUUUUUAAGUAUGCUAUGCAGAAUGGUUGAUUGUCUUGUUGCUUUAUUAACUAUUGGUUUAUUGUGACUUAUUUACUCUCAACUAGUAUCAAAAUUCUCUUACCAGUUA